AUGAAUUCAAGUCUACCAAGCAGUGAUUUCAUCCCCCCUGGAUGCGAGGUCUACGCGGUUGUGGGAGGAAGACUCCAUCAACCUUCGAUACUAACUCAAGCUUUUCUUAUUAUCAUCAUUAUCGUUAACACUCUAACAUUUCCUCUCACUGCUGCCUCGAACGCGCUGGUAAUGAUCGCCGUCAAAAAGAAACCACGCCUGAGAGAACACAAGUCAAAAAUUGCACUCGCCUUGCUAGCGUCGACAGAUUUCGUGGUCGGGGUCAUUGUACAGCCCGUAAAUGUCGCUAUGAUGAUAACAGUUUUAACUGAUGAUAUUUCUGGUGAGACGUGCGCGUUGCAAGUUUUCACAAGAGCCUUGUCAAGAGUUGUUGUGUCUGCCUCUUUUUUUCACAUGGUUUUGAUCAGCGUGGAGCGGUACCUGGCCAUGAAACAUUCUUUUGCGCACUUUACCCUCGUAACUGAAACUCGUCUACUUGUUGCCUCUGUCUUGGCGUGGCUACUUUCCAUAAUUCUUCACAUCAAUUUUGCCGCGAACGAAUCUGUAUUUAUGCCCAUUAAUAAUACAUUCUAUUGUCUAUGCCUUGCCUUUAUAAUCUUCUGCCAUGUUACGGUUUACCGAGAAAUCCGCCGACACGAAAAGCAAAUUGCCGCUCAGCAAGUGACCGUCGAAGCAAGGGAACAAUUUCAAAAAGAUAAAAAGGCUUUCAAAGUGACAUUUAUCAUCAUUAUAGUGCUGAUAUUGUGUUAUCUUCCGAUACCAAUCUUAAGUGCUGUCUUAGACAGGUUUAGAAGUAAAAUUUCUUUAGAAGUGCUGUAUAUAUGCUUCUUUUUGACGACACUGAUGGCGUUCUUGAACUCUUUUUUCAAUCCUAUUAUUUACUCAUUUAGACUAAGAGAAUUUCGCGUAGCGUUCAUUGAGUUAAUUUGUAAAACUGCGAACACUGCCGAGGCUGAACAGAGAGAGAUGAAGAUAUUUGGAACACCAAACGCUGUGGUCAGAAUUGAGGCAGGACAAGAAAACGAAGGACAAGUUCGACAAAAUGUGGAACAAUAA
This is a messenger RNA of Porites evermanni, 1056 nucleotides long. Lineage: Eukaryota; Metazoa; Cnidaria; Anthozoa; Scleractinia; Poritidae. The record is from the annotation of a GenBank genome assembly.